Echinops telfairi (small Madagascar hedgehog) is the source of this 5447-nucleotide messenger RNA. RefSeq names its product CASK interacting protein 1 (gene CASKIN1). The transcript has 20 exons. The record is from RefSeq and is a predicted model, not a curated record. Gene Ontology annotation, molecular function: protein binding. NCBI's taxonomy places the organism in Eukaryota, Metazoa, Chordata, Mammalia, Afrosoricida, Tenrecidae. The coding region runs from base 149 to 4138 and encodes 1329 amino acids.
CCUGGGUUCCACCAAGAAGAUCAAUGUCAACUUCCAGGACCCAGACGGCUUCUCGGCCCUGCACCACGCCGCCCUGAACGGCAACGUCGAGCUUAUCUCCUUGCUGCUGGAGGCUCAGGCAGCAGUGGACAUCAGGGACAACAAAGGCAUGCGGCCCCUGCACUAUGCUGCCUGGCAGGGCCGGAAGGAGCCCAUGAAGCUGGUGCUGAAGGCAGGCUCUGCAGUCAACGUCCCAUCCGACGAGGGCCACAUCCCCCUGCACCUGGCUGCCCAGCAUGGGCACUACGACGUGUCGGAGAUGCUGUUGCAGCAUCAGUCCAACCCCUGCAUUGUGGACAACUCAGGGAAGACGCCCCUGGACCUAGCGUGCGAGUUCGGCCGUGUUGGGGUGGUCCAGCUGCUCCUGAGUAGCAAUAUGUGUGCUGCGCUGCUGGAACCCCGGCCGGGGGACACCACGGACCCCAACGGCACCAGCCCCCUACACCUGGCAGCCAAGAACGGCCACAUCGACAUCAUCAGACUCCUCCUCCAAGCCGGUAUUGACAUUAACCGGCAGACCAAGUCAGGCACAGCGCUGCAUGAGGCUGCGCUCUGCGGCAAGACAGAAGUUGUCCGGCUGCUCCUUGACAGCGGGAUCAACGCCCAGGUGCGCAACACCUACAGCCAGACGGCCCUGGACAUCGUGCACCAGUUCACCACGUCGCAGGCCAGCAAGGAGAUCAAGCAGCUGCUGCGAGAGGCCUCAGCGGCCCUGCAGGUGCGAGCGACCAAGGAUUACUGCAACAACUACGACCUGACCAGCCUGACCGUGAAGGCGGGGGACAUCAUCACGGUCCUAGAGCAGCACCCGGAUGGCCGGUGGAAAGGCUGUGUCCAUGACAACCGGACGGGCAAUGACCGCAUUGGCUACUUCCCGUCCUCCCUGGGUGAGGCCAUUGUCAAGAGAGCAGGUUCCCGAGGAGGCUCUGAGCCAAGCCCACCCCCAGGAGGCGGUUCACCGGGGCCCUCUGCACCUCCGGAGGAGAUCUGGGUGCUGAGAAAGCCGUUUGCAGGUGGGGAACGCAGUGGCAGCUUGAGCGGUGCUGCUGGUGGCCGGGGAAGUGGGAGCCACGCCCUGCAUGCCGGCUCAGAAGGGGUCAAGCUCUUGGCCACGGUGCUCUCGCAGAAGUCUGUGUCUGAGUCCAGCCCUGGAGACAGCCCCGUCAAGCCUCUGGAAGGUUCCACAGGUACUGGCCGCGCCCAGCCGCCGGCGGCUCAUGUGGAGCAGCAGCCCAGGAAGCAAGACCUGGUCUCUGAGGGCAAGAGCGCUGAGGCGGUCAGCCAGUGGCUGGCCACGUUCCAGCUGCAGCUCUAUGCACCCAACUUCAUCAGUGCCGGCUACGACCUGCCCACCGUCAGCCGUAUGACUCCCGAGGACCUCACGGCCAUUGGUGUCACCAAGCCAGGCCACCGGAAGAAGAUCACCGCGGAGAUCAGCGGCCUGAGCAUCCCUGACUGGCUGCCCGAGCAGAAGCCCGCUAACCUGGCCGUGUGGCUGUCCAUGAUUGGCCUGGCCCAGUACUACAAGGUGCUGGUGGACAACGGCUAUGAGAAUAUCGACUUUAUCACCGAUCUCACCUGGGAGGACCUACAGGAGAUCGGCAUCACCAAGCUGGGCCACCAGAAGAAACUGAUGCUGGCGGUGAGGAAGCUAGCCGAGCUGCAGAAGGCGGAAUAUGCCAAGUAUGAGGGGGGACCCUUGCGUCGGAAGGCACCCCAGUCCCUUGGGGUGCUGGCCAUAGAGUCGCCACCCCCGCCGGAGCCCACGCCCGCUGAGUGCCAGUCCCCGAAGAUGACAACCUUCCAGGACAGUGAGCUGAGCGGGGAGCUACAGGCAGCCAUGACCGGCCCAGCUGAGGGGGCUGCCGCCGCUGGGGCCCCUGACAAGCCGUACAACCAGCUGCCACCCACCCCAAGGGGCAGCCUGCGGCAGGAGCCCAGCCUGGGUGGGCGGGUCCGGAACAUGAGUGGCUCCCAGGAGCUGCUGGGUGAUGGACCCCCUGGGCCAGGCAGCCCCAUGUCUCGGAGCCAGGAGUACCUGCUGGAUGAGGGACUGGCCCCCAGCACCCCACCCAGGGAGGUCCGGCCUAGUCGCCACGGCCACAGUGUCAAGCGUGCCAGCGUGCCCCCAGUGCCUGGCAAGCCACGACAGGUUCUCCCACCAGGUGCCGGUCAUUUCACACCACCCCAGACACCCACCAAAGCCCGGCCAGGCUCCCCCCAAGCCCUGGGGAGUCCUCAUGGCUCCACCCCAGCCACCGCCAAGGUGAAACCCACUCCACAGCUGCUGCCACCGGCAGAGCGCCCCAUGUCACCCAGAUCCCUGCCCCAGUCACCCACCCACCGUGGCUUUGCCUACGUGCUACCCCAGCCUGUGGAAGGGGAUGCAGUGCCCACCGCCCCGGGGCCCGUACCCAGGCUGUGCCUACCCCCUGAGGCCGACGGUGAGCCAGGGCGGCCAAAGAAGCGUGCCCACAGCCUGAACCGCUACACUGCGUCUGACAGCGAGCCAGAGCGGGACGAGCUGCUGGUCCCAGGAGCGGCGGGGCCCUACGCCACUGUCCAGCGGCGUGUGGGCCGAAGCCACUCGGUGCGGGCGCCCGCUGGCACCGACAAAAAUGUCAACCGCAGCCAGUCCUUUGCUGUGCGGCCUCGCAAGAAAGGGCCCCCGCCACCCCCGCCCAAACGCUCCAGUUCUGCCAUGGCCAGCACCAACCUGGCUGAUGAGCCUGGGCAGGAUGCUGAGACUGAGGGGGGCGCGCCCGAGGACAGAGGGCUGGGAGUCCGGGCACAGCGCCGGCGGGCCAGCGACCUGGCUAGCAGUGUGGACACGGGCAGCGCCGGCAGCGUGAAGAGCAUUGCGGCCAUGCUAGAGCUGUCAUCCAUCGGGGGUGGGGGCCGGGCCGCCCGCAGGCCCCCCGAGGGCCACCCUACACCUCGUCCGGCCAGCCCGGAGCCAGGCCGAGUGGCCACAGUGCUGGCCUCAGUGAAGCACAAGGAGGCCAUUGGACCCGACGGGGAGGUGGUCAACCGUCGCCGCACGCUCAGCGGUCCUGUCACUGGACUUCUGGCCACUGCCCGCCGGGGGUCUGGGGAGUCAGCUGAUCCUCAUGGGGCUUUUGGUGAGGAUGGUGCUGCCCGGCAGCGGUCCCGAGGCCCAGCCAAGGGUGAGGGUGGCAGCGAGGGUCCCCCGCUGGCCAGGGUAGAGGCCAGUGUGACUCUCAAGAGGCGGAUCCGAGCCAAGCAGAAUCAGCAGGAAAAUGUCAAGUUCAUCUUGACCGAGUCUGAUACAGUCAAGCGCCGGCCCAAGGCCAAGGAUCGGGAGGUGGGCCUCGAGCCUCCCCCGCCACCCCUCUCCGUGUACCAGAACGGGACCACCACCCUGCACCGGCGGCCUGUCUCCGAGCAGGGAGCACCCCCUGAGCUGCCUCCACCGCCCCCACCUGCUGAGCCCCCACCGGCUGACCUGGGGCACCUGCCACCACUGCCCCUGCUGGACGGCGAUGCUCGGAAGCUGGCCAAGCCCCCUGUCUCGCCCAAGCCCGUCCUGGCUCAGCCCAUGGCCAAGAUACAGGGCUCACCCACACCAGGGUCCAAGAAGGUGCCACUCCCAGGUCCCAGCAGUCCAGAGGUGAAGCGCGCCCACGGGACGCCGCCGCCCGUGUCGCCCAAGCCGCCGCCCCCGCCCACGGCGCCCAAGCCGGUUAAGUCUGCGGCGGGACUGCCGUCAGGCAGCGCCAGUCCAUCGCCCGCGCCCUCGCCGGCACGGCAGCCGCCAGCCGCCCUCACCAAACUGGCCAGCACGCCGCCCCCGGGGGGCGCCAGGGAACUGGGCAUUGUCCCUGUCCAAGCUGACCAGGCACGAAUGGGUUUGGCCUUACAAGGGGGCAAGGGCAUGAGAGGGAACCAGCCAAGGGCAGGACUGGGUGUAGAACCAGGUGAGGGCAGAGUUGGCUACCUGGCCGCAUUCCUGGCUCACUCCCAUCACGCUGCCCCUAGCCCGUCUGCCACGGAGGAGAAGAGCACCGGCAGCAUCCUGGACGACAUCGGCAGUAUGUUUGACGACCUGGCCGACCAGCUGGAUGCCAUGCUGGAGUGAAGGGCCACUGCCCACGAGGGGCCCGCGCCGCCCGGGCUCCGGCCGCACACUGACCUUUACCUCAGGACGGGCACCUGGGCCAGGCGGCCACGGGCCAGAGCUGGGGACGGGCCUCCCCCCGCCCCCUGCACAAGCACAACUCCUGCCGUCUGCCCGGGGUUGGCCUCCCGCCGCUGCCCCCAGUGCAAUCAAUACCCGCUGGGCUGUCCCGCCUGCCCAGGACAGGGUGCUGCUGGAGCCCCCCAGCUGAGCGGCAGAGCACACGCCUCCCGAUCCGUCCAAGCCCCGGGCAGCCACUCCGGCUGAGCACAAACCGGGGCAGAGGGUCAAGGCUGGGGCUCGUGGGCCCCCACCCCGCUGCACCCCACCCCAAGAUAUAAACUAUGGAGAGUAUUAAUUUAUUGGGAAUGAGCUGAGGCAGAUUCCCCUCCCCCCCAGAGAAACACAAAAGUAUAACUUUAACAAAUAUAUAUUUAAAGAAAGAAAAUAUUAUUGAUCUAUAGAAAACCAUUUAGCAGCGAGGAAGGACACUCUUAGAGGCCCGGCCCCUCUGCUGUCCUUCCCUCCGUCCAGGAGUGCCCAAGCCCCUGGCCCAGCAGCACAACCAGAGGCAGGGGGAGGGAGCACUGUGGGACCAGAAGGUGGGGUCGGUGCUCUGCGGGGCCUCUGCCUCCCCGCUUCAUUUCUCUGCACCCGAGGAUGUGCCUUGCUCGCUGACCGGCUGUGUCCUCUUUCCAGAACAGAGGGAAUUAAGCGAGGCUCCCCUCCUUAGCAGGCGUGGCCGACUCAUGGGGGGCGUGGCUGCGGUGUGCCUGGGCGUGCGUGCGUGCGUGCGUGAUGACCAAGGCGUGGCAACGGAGGCGUGCAUGCGGCUGCGUGUGGCGCGUGUGCGUGCGUGCCUGCUCCCAGAACCCCGAACCCACGCUGGCCUCCUGGACAAGCAGCCAGCUCAAUCCCCCCACUCGAGUCCCGACGGCCGCUUUCUGCUCGUGGUCCGAGGCAGUGUCGUGUGGUCCUCCCCAGUUUCUGUCCAGCCCCGCUACUCUUCCCUCUAUCAAGUAUGGACUGGUCUCUAUUGUGUUUGCUGACCCAGACUUUGGUAACUUUGACAUUUCUUUAAAAAAACAAAACAAAAAAACCCUGGAAGCCGGCCAGCGGUGGUGACACAGGACGGGAGGAGGGGCCGGUAGAGGUGAUGUCCAGGCUUGGGAAGGCUCUACCAGCUCUCUUGCCCUGGUAGUCACCCAGCUGGUGGGAGGGCUCCAGGCAGGGGCUGCUGUCAGUUCUCAAUAAACAGCAGAACAAGGCA